AUGUAUAGGAAGUACGAUGAUGGAAGCCAUUCAUCUCUCGAAGGAAAGACCGAUAUCAGUUCUGUUCGAGCUUAUGGGGAUGGACUAAUUUGUGCACAAGUUGCUAAAAAUACAGCGUUUGUUAUUGAUGCUAAAACAAUUCCUGGUGGUGAUGUUAAAGUUGUUGUAACAACUCCAUCACAACAUAGUUGCCCUAUGCAAGUGAUUAAUAAUAAUGAUGGAACUUGGAAUAUUCAAUAUUUACCAUAUGAAAUUGGUGAUUAUUAUAUCGAUGUAUUUUAUCAAAGCCAAUUAGUAUAUGGUUGUCCAUUUAAAGUGAAUGUUUUUGAUGUAUCAAAAGUAGUCGUUUCUAAUAUUCAAGCAGGAACUGUUGGUCAGCUGGUUAGAUUUGAUGUGGAUGCAUCUGAUGCUGGAGCUGGUCAAUUGGAAAUAUCGAUUCAAGAUGGAAAAGUUCCAUGUGAUGCUACACCACGAGGAAAUUUUCGAUUUGAUGCUUCAUUUUUACCUCGUGAAUAUGGAAGACAUUCAAUUGAUGUCAGAUUUAAUUCUAUACCUGUUCCAGGUAGUCCCUUCUUCUGUGAAGUUAUCAGUUUGGCACGUAUAUCAGUAUCAGACAGUAUUAGGAAAGGUCAUGUGGGGAGACCACUUUCAUUCGAUAUUAAUGUAGAUGGUGCAAGUCAUUUACCAUUAGAUUUAACAAUAACAGGGACUCAUCGGAUCGAUGUUCGUUUGGGUGAUAUGGCUAUUCCUAAUUCACCCUUUCAUCUAAAAGCCUAUGAUUCUUCACGUCUAGUAGUUUCGGAUAUACCUCGAAUAGUAACAAUCAAUCAGCCAGUUGAAUUUACCGUUGACGCAUCCAAAGCGGGUGAAGGACAAUUAGAGGUUGCAAUUAAUGAUGGAUUAGUACCAAAUCAAGUUAAAGCACUUGGAAGUUCACGAUUUUUAUUCAGUUUUAGUCCGAGAACAAGUGAUCCACAUAUAUUAUCGGUGAAAUUCAAUGGAGAUUUGCUCCCUGGAUUUCCAAAAGAAUGUCAGAUAUUUUCGCCCAAUGAUGUGACUGCAAAAGGACCAGGUUUGAGUCAAGCUUUAUUGGGUACCCAAACAUGGUUUACAAUUGAAUCAAAACAUGGAGAAUCGGCUGAUGUUCAGUGUCAUGUCUUAACACCGAAUGGCGAACAAAUUAAUCCACAAUCGAUAUAUACCAAUGAUGGUUUACGCGUCGACGCUAGUAGAGCUGGCGAAGGCAACUUGGAAAUAAGUGUUAACUAUGCCGGUCGAAACAUUCCGAAUCAAGUAAAUCCACUUGGUAAUAGCCGAUUUGACGUACAAUUUGUGCCACAAGAAGCUAUCAUGCAUUAUUGUAACGUGAAAUUUAAUGGUGAAUCAGUGUCAGGAAGUCCAUUUGCUGUGAACGUUAUGGAUACUAGCCGGGUCAUGGCUUUUGGAAAAGGGCUUGGCAGUGUUCCUGUCAAUAGUCCAGCAGUAUUUUCAAUUUUAACACAAAAUGCAGGCGCAGGACCUGAUGAACAUUCUGUUUCUUGUACAAUAACAAAAAUGGACAAUAAUAAAUAUGAAAUAACAUAUACACCGGAGUUUGUUGGUGAAUAUCAUAUCCAAGUAUUUCACAAUGAAAAUGAAGCUGACGGUAGUCCCUAUGUGGCGCGUGCAUUUGAUGUUAACAAAGUUGAAAUACUAGCAUUUCCAACAACGGCUAUCGUUGGGUCGGCUACCUAUUUUACAAUUGAAGCAACACAUUCGGGUUCUGGUAACCUUGAAAUAGCCGUUUCAAGAAAUCAACAGAAUAUACCGAAUUAUGUUACGAACGAAGGAGGUGCUCGAUUUCGUGUUAAAUUUACGCCAGAAGAAUCUGGUGUACAUAAGAUUAUUAUAUUUAUUGAUCUUCGACUUUUAGGAUCUCCUUUUGCGUGUAACGCACUUUCAACAGAUUUUAUACUAAAUAAUUUUGAAAAAGCUUCAAUUAAUAAGAAAAAUACAUUUUUUCUUACACCACGAAAAGGUUCUCAGUUGCAUGAAAAAAUCGAUAUUUGUAUUAUAUCACCUUCUGAACAGGCAGUAGAAUCAAAUCUUGAACGUUUACCGAAUAGAUCGUAUGCAGUACAUUUUACUCCAAAUGAAAUCGUUAAUACAACGGGUUCGGGUGAUGGUGAAUUAUUAGUGAAUAUAGAGCAAGGUGUAAACAAAAUUUCUCAUGAACAAAUACGUCUUCUAAAAGAUCUUCAUCAAAUAGUAUUUGUACCAAAAGAUUUAAAUGAUUGCAUGAUAAAUAUUACGUUUAAUGGUGAAAAUACGCUCGGUACUCUGAAAUUAUCCGUUGUCAAAUCAAAAGAAGUUUAUGUAUCACCAAUUGAUAACGGCAUUGUUGGCAAUCCUAUUACAUUCACAAUUGACAUAGAAGAUGACAAUGGUCCACUUGUUGUUAAAGUUACUGAAUCUGGUCACAUUGUGCCAAAUACCAUUGUUCAUAUAGAACGACACCGUUACGAAGUGACAUUUAUUCCAACUGUAUCUCGUACACAUGAAAUUGAAAUUUUAUACAAUAAUCAUCCAAUAUCGACAACACCAUUGAAAUGUGAAGUAUUUAACAUUAGUAAAAUUAAAGUUGGAACAAUGAAUGCUGGAAAUGUUGGACGACCAUUUGUAUUUUCUGUUGAUACGCAUGGUGCGGGUGAAGGUCAUUUGGAAGUGACAAUAACAGAUGGUUUGCGAACAUUACCAGCAGAAUUAAAAAGUAUUCAAGCAAGAAAAUUUGAUAUUGCAUUUUUACCUAAAAUACCACAAAAACAUUUUGUUGAAAUAUCAUUUAAUGGGAUGCCUAUUGAUGGCUCACCAUUUAUUGUGAAAAUAAAUGAGAGAAUCAAUGAUUUAACGAAAUUAGAAGAAUUUGAGGAUGAGGAAAGUGAUGAUUUAGAAAAAGGUGAGGAAAGUGAAUUGAUCAUUGGUGGACAAGUAGAAGGAACAAAAUGUGGUGAAUUAGUCUGGCUAUUAUGCAGCACACCAUUAACAGAUAUUUAUGAUGAUUUGGACGCGUUUGUUGUUGAUCCUCAUAAUAUUGUAACAAAACAUACGCGAAUUCAAGAUAAAGCCGGACGUUGGAGAAUCGAAUUUUUGCCCGAGAAAUCGGGUAAAUAUCAAAUUCAAGCUCUUGAGUCUGAUAUUGAUGAUACUCCAAUUACUUUGGCGUCGGUUGAUAUUCUACCAUUUACACAUGAUCGAAAAAUUGAAGGUUUAAGAAUAAUUGUACCAAAUAAAGAUUUCAUUUACAUAAUCAACGAACCAGAAUCCGAUCCUGGAAUUAUUUUGAAAAAGGCCAAUGGUGAUGUAUUGCCACUUAAAAUCGAAGAAUUGGCUAAUCAAUUAAAAGUUCAUGUUUCACUAGAACAUGUGGGAUUGUAUCAGCUUAGUAUUAUCGAAAAUGGAGAUGAAAAUCUUUAUGAUAUUUAUUGUAUAGAAGAUUAUAUGGAAAUAUUUCGAAAUGGUGGAAUAAACGAUAUAACAAGAAUGAUAAUUGAUAAAGAUAAAGUGACUGAAGGUGAUAUCAAUGUUAUUGUGAAAGAUCCAACUGCUCAUACAAUACCAGCAGCAUUUUAUCGGAAUGAUGAACGAGAUCUUAUCAUUGAAUAUGUUCCAACGCAUCAUGGUAUACAUGAAGUAUUUAUUCGUUCACGAAAUAAUUUAAUGGAUUUCUGUCCAAUUCGUAUUAUGGCAUUUACGUCAGAAAGUUUUUUUGAACCAGCACUACGUGUACAAAUUAAAGAAACUAUAUUUCAUACUGUGAAAAAAAUAUCAAAUAAUGAAGAAGAUUUUAAUAUUGUCAUUGUUGAUCCAUUCGGUAAACAUGUUUUAUUUCAAAAAAUUGAGAAUGAGAACGGUGAUGUAACUAUUUCUCUAACGAUUCUAAAAAUAGGAACACACUGGUUAACAAUAUCAAGUAACAAUCGACUACAACGUAUUCCAAUAUUUGCAUUUGAUGAUGAUUAUGUUGCAAUUGAGAUGUCACCAACUCAAACACCAGUAGUUGGAGAAACACAACCACUGAGUCAUUCACAAUUAACAUCAAUUGAUACACAACCAUUUUCUAGUACAAAUCAUGUUGGAAAAGAUUUAACAACAAUUAGCGAAACAUCUGAAGUUUCAUCAACAAGUUUAUCAUCACCAAAGGAUAAAAGUGUAUCAAGAAACUUAUUAAACGAAAUAAUAACUGAACCAUCAUCACACGCUGAAUCUGAUAAAAACAUUUCUGAUAAUGACAAAUCAUCGAUGGUCUCACCCAUUCCUCAAAAACCACUAUUAUCUUCACCACCACUACCAUCACCACCACCAUUACCAGAACAAACAGUUGAUAGACCAAAAGAAAAAGAACUUGUUUUAGAAAUAACUGGUCUUGUUGAUCCUGUUCUCUAUUCAACAUCAAACUUUAUAUUGAAAGAUAACGAUAAUUUAACCGUAGCAAUUUAUGAUGCUAAUGAUAAUAAUAUUGCAUACUAUUCUGAACAUUAUGAUGAUGGUCGCACAGAAAUAUUUUACCGACCACUUAUUAUCGGACCCGUUGAAAUUCAUGUAUUUAAAAACAAUCAACCUAUUCAAGGAAGUCCAUUAACUGUAAAUGCCUUUGAUCCAUCAGCUGUAACAUUAAUUGGAGUUUGUGAUAAAACGAAGAUUAAUUCAACAUAUCGAUUUUUACUUGAUCCAACAAAAGCUGGAAAAGGACCGUUGAAAGUUAUUGUUAAAGAUACCUCCAAUAGCCUGAUUCCCGUGACAAUCUCAAAAACAACAAAUGGUCAAGUUGCUGUUGAAUUUGUUCCUAUCUCACCUGGUACGCAUACAAUUUCAGUUAAUUUUAACAAGCAUUCUGUACCGAAUACGCCAUUUACGGUUAAUGUUUUGAAAGACUUGAAAGAUGAUGAUUUAGUUUCAUUACCUAAUAGAAAACAACAGCAAUCAAUUUAUGGUGAUGAAAACAUUCCUAACUAUCCAAUCGAUCCUCAAGUCUCAUUAAACAAGAGUACAAAUUCAUCACGAGAAGAUUCGGAACGUCGAAGAAGCGGACAACUACGAUCUUUAGAACAGCAUAAUGACUUAAAUAAACAGAAUAAUUCGUUCAUUCAACCAAAACCUUUGAAUGAUAUCAUAGAACGUGGUCGUUCAAUAUAUCCAAAAUAUCAGACAAUUGUGCAACAAAAUCGACAUUCUUCACCACAACAACAACGUCCGAUUACUUCAGAUACAUCUCCUUUUCUCACGUCAUCAUUACCUCGCGCGGUACAACAUCGUUCGAUAACACCCAGUCAGUCUCAUUCACACUCCACACAUCGUCCUCGAAUAGUCGAUACACUUCAGCCUCGACCUCGUUCAUUAGAGCCACACGGUUAUCCAUCGUAUCACCCUAAUGUACGACAAAUAGGUAAACCUCGUUAUGUACCUGUGUCAGAUCAACAAUCUUAUAAAUCAGAUGAAGACGUAUCACAAGUAUUUUAUCCUAAUGACAAACGUCAAUUAAAUACUGCACCAUCUCAACUAGAAGAGAUUCUACGAGAAAGAAUAACGAAAUCAGAAGAUCGACGAAUAUCAGAUCCAACAAUACAUAAUAAUCGCGAGCAUAAUACUCGAGCACAUUCGAUUAAUCGACCAAAGGAACAGCAAGAAACGGAAAAAACAUCAGCAGUUUCAUCGGCAUUCAAUGAACCACUUCAACGAAUAAUUAAAUUAAAAGAAAAACUAGAAAAGGGCCAACCAAUAAGUAAUGUAUUUGUCAAUAUUCCACAAGUUAAAUUUAUUAGUAUUUCAUUAAAUGGCAUUGAAAUUCCUAUGAGAAUAAUACGCAAUGGUGAAAUCUCAUUUAUUCUGAAAUUUUGUCCAAUGUAUCCAGGUGAUUAUCUGAUUGGAUUACGAAAUUAUGCUAAUCAAAAUCUUCCAGGAUCACCCUUCAUUUUUCCUGUCUAUAAUCCUCGUGGCGUUACCUUUGAACCAGCUCAAAAGUAUAUGUCUAUCAAAGAUUGUAAACUGUUAUGUCGUAUCGAAAAGGCUGGUCGAGGAAAUUUAUUUGUGUUAGCAUUGUGUGAUGAUAAACCUUUACCAUCCGUUCCAGUUCGUAUUCAACCACUGUCGGCAUCCACAUCAAAAAUUAUUUUAAAUCCACCCACAGUUGGCAAAUAUAGUGUGUAUGCAGCAUAUAGAAAUAUUCCGGUGAACGGUAAGUGA
Molecule: messenger RNA, 6219 nt
Organism: Didymodactylos carnosus
Lineage: Eukaryota; Metazoa; Rotifera; Eurotatoria; Philodinida; Philodinidae
Source: the annotation of a GenBank genome assembly